Messenger RNA from Contarinia nasturtii (swede midge), 5015 nucleotides. It is a transcript of the gene cdi, whose product is annotated as serine-rich adhesin for platelets. The transcript is spliced from 10 exons. The record is from RefSeq and is a predicted model, not a curated record. Gene Ontology annotation, biological process: protein phosphorylation; actin cytoskeleton organization. Lineage: Eukaryota; Metazoa; Arthropoda; Insecta; Diptera; Cecidomyiidae. Gene Ontology annotation, cellular component: nucleus; cytoplasm. Gene Ontology annotation, molecular function: protein serine/threonine kinase activity; ATP binding. The coding region runs from base 1242 to 4631 and encodes 1129 amino acids.
AAAAAAUUAAUAGCAGCAGCAACAGCAACCGACACAAGAAAUGCCAAUUAAAAACGAAAAAUUUCAAAUUUUUAUACUGAUUUGUCUGUAUAUUGAAGCUAUGUGGUGAAGUGGAAAACAGUUAUCAAAACCAGGCAACAAAUAAAUUUAAAACCCCUUGAGAGGAAGGUAGAAGAGAUAGACAGACAGACAGACAGAUAGCCACAAUCGAAAUAAAACAAAAAUUUCUUGCAAAAAAUGUUAAAACACCUUCGCAUUAUCCAAAAUUUAUGAUAUGAUAUUAAAUUGAGAGUGAGAGGUAGAGAGGUAGAGAGAGAGAAAGCGAGAAGUAAAGCGAUUACAUUUUCGGCUUACGUGCAUUCAUUUUGUGGAUUGCUUUCAUUGCGAAUUUGGGUGCUGAAUAAAAUGGGAAAUAAGCCUCCACUCAAUUGAUAGCAGUCAAGAACUGCAUAGUAAAAAAUAUAUAACGAAAUCGUAAAAAAAAUUUGACGCGAACAACAUGUAAACAAUGCAAAAUAUUUAGCCAAUUCAUGGAAUGAUCAUCAUCAUAGUCAUAAAACAACAUCGUUAACAUCAACAUUAAGACAACAUGAUUUACGAAUUAACAGAAGCAUAAGUGAGAACUAGAGUGAUUUUUUGUUAGUGAAAAUUUAGAAAAAUUCAACAUACAACAUAAAUGCCAAAUUAUAGCGAGAUUUUAUUUUUUGUUUGUAGUGAAUUCUCGAAAAUCGAGCAAAACAAAGCCUAAAUAAUAUUACAAAGUUUUUCUUUUGAAGAAUAUUUAUGAAAACAAGUGCAUAGCAAAAUAGAGAGGAAAAUAAGUCAAUGGAAAUCUAUUAUAUAUCUAUUAUAUGUCUAUCUAUAUUUAUGUAUUAAAUAAAACAAAUUAAGUUAAGGGAGAUAUUUAAUUAAGAGUCAAGUGAUUAACUUGUAAAAGUAAUGUGUUCUUCCGAAUUAAAGUCGUAUUGUGCUCUGUGUGAUGAACAUAACAUGUAAAAAUUAAUCCCGUCUGGGAAAUGUAAUGAGUGUAUAAGCGAUUCAAGAGACGAAGAGAUAGAUAUUUAGAGAAAUGUGAAUGCAAUAAUAAUAACCAAAUAGGAAAAAAGAAACGUAAAUUUACUGAUUAAAUUAAGCGGUGAGUUUGGCGGGAGUGACGACGAUAAAACGAAGCGCAUGCUAAAAUAAAAAGAUAACAACAAUAAAAAAGAAAGAUAAAUGAGCCAAAAUAAAGUAUAGUGCAAAUGAAUACGAGUACACAUAGUGGUCCUGGACCACCGCCACUGCCCGAUUGUGGCGGUGGUGCGUCGCAAUCGAAUCGAUUGCCAACGGGUCCAUCAUAUCGGGCAUUAAAAACGGCUGUAUCUGCUUUAUAUUCGGUCGAUGAUUUUUAUAAAGUGAAAAUUGGUUCUGGCUUCUUUUCGGAAGUUUACAAAGUUACACAUAAAACAACCGGACAAGUCAUGGUACUGAAAAUGAAUCAAUUACGUUCAAAUCGACCGAAUAUGCUGCGUGAAGUACAAUUGCUGAAUAAAUUGUCACAUCCGAAUAUUUUAAAUUUUAUGGGUGUUUGUGUGCAAGAAGGACAAUUGCAUGCAUUGACUGAAUACAUGAAUGGCGGUUCGUUGGAGCAAUUGUUGGCAAAUCAUUCGAUUAAUUUAACGAUAUCAACAAAAAUUCGUCUGGCACUUGACAUUGCAGAAGGCAUGGCAUAUGUGCAUUCAUGCGGCUUCUUUCAUCGCGAUUUAACCAGCAAAAAUGUGCUCAUACGAAAAAAGGCAAACUGUCAAUUUGAUGCGGUUGUUGGAGAUUUUGGACUAGCUGCCAAGAUACCGAGAAGUAAGACACGAUUGGAAACGGUCGGAUCGCCGUAUUGGAUGAGCCCAGAAUGCUUAAAGGGCCAGUGGUACGAUCAAACGAGUGAUGUUUUCUCAUUUGGAAUUAUUUCGUGUGAAAUCAUUGCCAGGAUUGAAGCCGAUCCAGACAUAUUACCAAGGACACAUUCAUUUGGCUUAGACUAUUUACAAUACGUUAACCUUUGUCCAACAAAUACACCGCCCGGAUUUUUAAGACUGACAUUUUACUGUUGCAUCUACGAUCCACGUAGUCGACCUACAUUUGUUGAAAUUGCACAGAAAUUAGAAUUGUUAUUGGAAAAAUAUGAUGGCAUACCGAAAACAGUUGAAACCACCAACAAUAUCACAACCACAACCGUUACUACUACAAAUCCCAUUAUUACAUACAAAAAUGCAACAAUGGACGAUGGAAAAAUUGCCAAAAAAUCAAUGUCAACACAACCAUCGACCGCCAACAAGCGAUAUUCCAUUGAUAAUUACUGUUCGAAUUGGUUGACCAAUGCAUGCAAACCGAUUUACACCGAAUCGGAAACACGAAGCGUCAAUGAAAAAAUUCAUUCGUUCAUUGAAAAAGAUAAAGUAGCCAAUGGUCAUCAUUUACGCGUAUUUGGAGCAAAUAAAUUACAACAUCGACGAUCUUUAUCUGAAAACAUCAUUCCGUUUCCACCACACACAACACCCAGCGAUAAAGCUCGUUGCCAUUUGAUCAAUCGAAGAAAUAGUCAACUCAAUGCAAGCUCAGAUACAAUUGAUGACCAAACAACAUCACCAUCACAAUCUCCAAUUGAAGCCAACAGUGAUACGGAUAAUGGUGUCGAGUAUCCAAUUGGGAUAUUUUGUAAUACAACAUUACGAAUUUCAUUACGAAAAGUGGGUGAAACAAUGUUUCUAAAAGAUCCACAAUAUAAACCGCACAUGAAUAGUCAAACAUAUGGUAAAUCGAAUCCAUUUACAACGCUGACACAAUUGAAAGGUGUGAAAAAGAUAAUCGGAGCGAAUCCAUCCACGUAUACGGCUGGUGUAUGCGAUUUAUUUAGUUCAUGUUUUGAAAUUCGGGUUACAAAGGAUACGGCCACUGGCGGCUUUCCACAACGAACAACCAAUGGAAAAACGGGAAAAACUGUGCAACAGGCAAAAAGUUUGCCCAGCUCACCAAAAAUUACACAAAGAAAAUUAUCCAAAAUCGAUAAAUUCGUUUUACAACAAACGUCGUCCAAAACAAAUAAUAAUACAAUUAGUAGUAGUAGUAAUAAUGAAAUCAUCAACGAUAUUGCCAAUAAUGUCGAUGACGAUUUAUUAUUUAAUAAUAAGACAAAGAUGAAUAAUAGUGAUAAUACAAUUGAAAGAAAAAAAAUGGAAUUAUUAGAUGUACCUAAUCAAUGCCAAACGAAUAAUGUAAAACAUUGUGCGGUCAUUGCAAAUGACACACCAAUCGAUUAUUCCAACAACGACGCCGCAAUUAUAAGUAGCCGAACGGGAACGUUAAAAAAGAAAAAUGCUAGCUCAUUGUUUAGUCAUCCGUUGUUUAAGUGUAAAGAUGAUCAUCGUGGUGGAGGUGGCACUGGCGGUGGCGGUGGCGGUGGCGGUGGUGUACGUGACGAUAGUUAUUAUUUCGAUAAUCCGAAAUUGUUAACGCGUGGCGGUUCGAGUGAAAGUGGUUUCUUCUCAUGUCUAACCGAUGAAGACUUUUCAACGCAUCGACCGUUGGCCAAAUUAUCAAUAAACGGUCCAUGCGAUUACGAGCAUACGCUCCAAUAUAUGGACGAUCGAUCGACGGCAACGGCAACAAUACCAAAUUCAUUGCGAAGUUUUGACGAUUUUGAUUUAUUCGAACGCAAUACAACGUGCUGUAAAUUUGAUUGUAGCGGAAAUGAUUCGCUAUCAAUUGAUAUGGGUCUUGUGCAAGGUCUGGUGAAUCGUUUAUCGCUAGAUUCUGAAAUAAAUAGUCUAUUUCAUAAGCAUCAAUUAAAUAAUCAAUUGCUAUAUUGUAAGAAUCGUACAUCGUCAAUAUACACGGAUAGUUCGGAGGAUAUAAGCAGUUUGGCUGGCAGUGAUUCAUUGCUAUGGGAUGAUCGAAUGUCAUCGUAUUCAACGACCAUACCAAAUACACGUUCAGCGCAAAUAGCCAAAAUUGUUGAAUAUUUCGAGCGCAAAGGGCAAACAUUUAAAAAUUCAACAACCAGCACAAAUUGUCCGAUAUCCGCUGAUCGACAUCAUAUUUCAUCGAUCUCAUCAAGUGAUUACACAUCGGUCACCGCAUCGCGUACAUAUCAUCCAUCGUCAAAUCGAUGUUCAAUUUAUUUGCAAAAUAAUAACAGUGCAGUAACGACGACGACGACAACAACAACAACGACACCAACAACACCAACAACGGCUUCAACAACAACAACAACGACGAUGGCAGCACCGGCAAUACCGGCGACGAAUCACAUGAAUGCUUCCAAUGUUUUGUCAUCUGACAACACAAACUAUACUAUCGAAUUAAAUCAAUCACAACAAAUUUGCGGCAGUGGCAGCGGCAACGGUGGUGGUGGUGGUAGCGGUGUCGGAAAUGGCACCGAUAUUCAAAACACUAACAUCCGCAAAACACAAACAUCCGCAUCAUCACCGUCAACCGCUUACCAAACAACAAAUGCACUUGCAUCAACAACAUCCAAAGAAUACGAAGCAUUUUGCUUAGACUUAGAUAAAAGUAUUGCAACACCGCAACGAAUUAAUGUUUGUGAAGGUGUUGUUAAAUCGAAACUGCAAUUAUUUGAUAAGCUACGUAAGAACUAAACCCUCCUCAUCCAAAUACAUCUUCGACUCUUAUUCGGUCGCUUCGAAAACAAAUUCAAAGAUCUUUGUAAGAGAAAUAUGGUUCGGCAACUAUUUUUUUUAUUUCAUGCCUUUCCAUCGAGUUUCGAUCAAAUAAAUCGGAGAACAAAAGCCAAUUAUAAACAAAACAAAAAUUAAAUGAAUGAAUACAGAAAUAAACGAAAUAAUAAAAAUAAUAAUAAAGAAUAUCGUAUUAUUAUAAAAAAAAACAUCACAUGUUAUAAAACACUAUAUUAUAAGAGUAAAAGAACAAUUUAAAACAAAGAGAAAGAAACAUCAUAUAUUACUACAAGUAUAAAUAUUCAACAGCAACAACAACAACAACAAGAAAAAAAAACGAAAAAA